Molecule: messenger RNA, 502 nt
Organism: Racocetra persica
Lineage: Eukaryota; Fungi; Glomeromycota; Glomeromycetes; Diversisporales; Gigasporaceae
Source: the annotation of a GenBank genome assembly
AUGAGUGAAACUUGUCCGAAUCCUCCUCAUCCAGGUCCCCUUGGUGAAAAAUUAUCUGCCACGCACAGUGCGGUCGGUACUGCAGUUGACGUUGCUCAAAGCUUUGACCCUUUUAAGAAGAUACAUGAACACGUUUGUGCGUUUCACUUUUACAGUCAUGACAUGACACGACAGGUUGAAGCACAUCAUUACUGCAGCCACCUUAAUGACGAUUUUCGCCAAUGUGUUAUUUAUGACUCUCAUGAAGCUGAUGCUAAGUUGAUCGGUGUUGAAUACAUCAUUUCAGCUAAGCUUUUUCUAACACUUUCCGAAGAGGAAAAAAAAUAUUGGCAUUCUCACACUUAUGAGGUAAAAUCAGGAGUUUUAGUCUGUCCUUUCGGAUCUUUGGUUCCUAAGGCUGUCGCUGAUAAAGUAGAGGAAAAAGUGAUGGAAGACUUGAUUAACACGUAUGGCAAGACAUGGCAUUUUUGGCAAGUUGAUCGAGGUGAUCCUUUACCAUUCG